Messenger RNA from Kluyveromyces marxianus DMKU3-1042, 657 nucleotides. It is a transcript of the gene PLP1, whose product is annotated as Plp1p. Lineage: Eukaryota; Fungi; Ascomycota; Saccharomycetes; Saccharomycetales; Saccharomycetaceae. Gene Ontology annotation, cellular component: cytoplasm. Bases 1 to 657 code for a protein of 218 amino acids. The record is from RefSeq and is a predicted model, not a curated record. The transcript has a single exon.
AUGGAUAAAGUACAUGGAAAAGGCGGAACCACCAGCGAGGAAGAAGACAUUGAUGAUCUCAUAAAACAAUUAGAUGAUGAGGAGGACGAAUACUUGGCUAAGUAUCGUGAUCACAGGCUAGAAGAAUUGAGCGAACAGAUGAAGAAGGUAAAGAAAAAUGUAGAAUCUGGGAAUUACGGUACCGUCAAUACGUUCCACGAUGAGCAACAAUUGAUAAGCGCCAGCUCAUCCGCAGAAAGAUGCGUAGUGCACUUUUUCAUCGAUUCGUUUAAAAAGUGUCAAUUAAUGGACUCUAAACUAUUAAGUGUAGCAGAGUCAAAUUUGACUACAAGAUUUUUCAGAAUAUCAGUGGAGGAAUGCCCUUUCUUAGUAGAGAAGCUAUCCCUAAAAGUUCUACCGGUUGUGAUUGCCUAUAAAAAUGGAAUAGAGCAAGAUAGGCUUAUAGGAUUUUCAAAGCUUGGUGAUAACCCUGAUGAUUUCUCCAUCCAGCAAUUAGAGAGAUGGCUCAUACAAUCUGGCGUUGUCCCAAAAAAGGAUGCCAAACUACUUCUUUUAUCCAAGCACAAUGAACAAGUUGUAAAAUCAGCAAAGCGAGAUGUAUCAAAUCGACAUUUUGAAGUAGGUAAGGAUGACGAUAGUGAUGAUUAUUGGGAUUAA